UACCAGUUAACAAUCAAUAUUCAUUAAGCUAACAAUUAUUAUGUGGAUUAUAUUAAUAUAAUAAAUACCCAAUAACCCAAUCUACUAUAUAAUAUUUACCACAAUUUGGUUGAAUAACUAAAAGCUAGAGCGUGAUAACGGAAAGUGAUACCGUGAUAAUAGAAGAAAGCAAAAUGCAACCGUUUACUAUAAAUUCAAAGGAUGUUAUUCAUUUAGAUCUAAAGCAAGUAAGGUUGGAUAUAAUCGUAGGAAUUCGUGAAUGUAAUGACCGUGGUUUAAUACAGACAGCAAAAUGGCUUGCUGAACUUAAUUAUUCUCUAAAAUGUCAUAGCAUGCCACAUACUGAUCCACCUAAACUUUAUGAAGAUAUAAUAUUAGAAGACAGAGAAGCUUAUAUCUUAGCAAAAACUUAUUUUGACUGCCAGGAAUAUGACAGAGCUGCUCAUUUUUUAGAGAACUGCACUAGCCCAAAAUGUAUUUUUCUUCACAAAUACUCUCAAUAUUUGUCAAGUGAAAAGAAACGACUGGAUAAUGCUACUGAUCUAGGUGCUGAAAAUGCAGAAUCAACUCAAGUUUUACUUGAUCUCUUAUCAUAUUUUAAGGCAAACAGUAAUAAUUUGGACGGUUAUUUAUUAUACUUAAAAGGUGUGGUUUUGAAAAAACUCGAUUUAAGAAGUCAAGCAGUAACAGCACUACAGGCGGCUAUCAGUGCUACUCCCAUAUUGUGGUCGGCUUGGGUUGAGAUGGCGGGCUUAGCUAAUGACUACGAAGCAAUAGACUCAUUACAGCUAGAAGAACAUUGGAUGAUGUACUUUUUUUCUGCUCAUGCUUAUGUUGAACUGAAACUCUCAGAACAUGCACUGGAAACAUAUACUGCUAUAGCUGCUGCUGGCUUUGACAAAAGUACCUAUGUAACUGCACAGAUGGCUAUUGCACAUCAUGAUAGAAGAGAUGUUGAUACAGCACUUGAAUUGUUUAGAGACCUACAUCAAAGUGAUCCUUAUCGCUUAGAUAAUUGGGAUGUAUAUUCACAUCUUUUGUACUUAAAAGAUAAGAGGAUGGAGUUGGCAAACUUAGCACAGAAAGCUGUUUCCAUAGAUAAAUAUAGAGUUGAAACAUGUUGUGUUAUAGGUAAUUAUUAUAGCUUACGAAGUGAACACCAAAAAGCGGUGAUGUAUUUUCAAAGAGCACUGGCACUGGACCCUCAGUAUUUAUCAGCCUGGAUCCUGAUGGGCCACGAGUUUAUCGAGUUGCAGAAUUCUAAUGCAGCAAUACAAUGCUACCGGCAAGCUAUAGAUGUUAACAGAAAUGAUUAUAGAGCAUGGAACGGACUUGGUCAAGCAUAUGAAAUACUGGGAGUGAAUGGCUAUUGUAUAUAUUAUUAUUCAAGAGCUGCACAGCUGAAGCCGGACGACUCGAGAAUGUUGGUGUCUCUGGGCGAGGCCUAUGAAAGGAUGGAAAUAAUACCGAAUGCAUUAAAAUGUUAUUACAAAGCUCACAGUACUGGCGAUAUUGAAGGAAUGGCACUUUUCAAGCUUGCCAAGUUGUACGAGAAGUGCAACAUGCCCAACAGCGCGGCGGCGGCCUACACGGCGGCGGGCCAAGAGCCGGCCCACGCGGGCAGCAGGGAGCUGCCGGCGGCGGCGCGAUACCUGGCGCAGUACUACCUGCGCUUCUCACUGCUGGAUCACGCCGCACACUACGCCUACAAGUGUCUGGAGCACGACUCGACCAAAGAGGCCGGCAAGAAUAUUCUCAAAUCAAUAUCAGAGAAGAGACUCACUGCGUCCACAUCUCAAUCGCCCAGCAUCCCUGAUGAUGUGCCCGAAGUCUUGAGGCAAGCUUCGACAUCUCUCACUCUAGAGUCCAAACAGAACCUUCCAAGUCCGAACAUAACACCCGACAACUUCUCCACACCAACUAUCACCAGAAGAAGCAGCAAAUACAAAAUGUGACGGACGCACACGACUACGUGUAUGAUGUAAAUAAUACUUGUUGUUCUUAAGUAUAUAAUAAUUCGUGCAUUA
Messenger RNA from Leptidea sinapis, 2027 nucleotides. RefSeq names its product cell division cycle protein 23 homolog. NCBI's taxonomy places the organism in Eukaryota, Metazoa, Arthropoda, Insecta, Lepidoptera, Pieridae. Gene Ontology annotation, cellular component: anaphase-promoting complex. Gene Ontology annotation, molecular function: protein binding. Bases 174 to 1955 code for a protein of 593 amino acids. Gene Ontology annotation, biological process: cell division. The record is from RefSeq and is a predicted model, not a curated record. The transcript is spliced from 7 exons.